AUGUCUGACAACAUUAAUAUUGAUCGUAGUGAUAUUGACAAUUUGAAUGAUUUAAUCAACUUCAACUCUUUGAACAUGAGCAAUACCUUGUCUGAAAUGGGUGCUUUGGAUGUGAACAUCAAUCCAUCCUCUCUAUUCACCAACGAGAACACCACUCUCUCCAGUAUUCCUUACUCUGACACCUUGGAGCAAAAUCGUUAUAACUUACAACUCAACCAUUCUCAAAUGGAUAACCACCACAAAUACAUUACUAACAAUAAUACUAUCAACAUUCACAAUCCUGAUCCUAAUACUACUAAUACUACUAAUACUACUAAUACUACUAAUACUAAUACUAAUACUAAUACUAAUGCUAAUACUAAUACUAAUGCUAAUACUAAUACUAAUGCUAAUACUAAUACUAAUACUAAUACUAAUACUAAUACUAAUACUAAUACUAACAACAACAAUAACAAUAGCAAUAGCAAUAGCAACCCCAACUCAAAUACCGUUAGCAACAACAUCAGUAAGGAAACUGCCACUAAUCACUCUACUAAUAUGAUCGAACCUUACCUUCUAAUGUCCAAUGAUUACCAAAAUCAACUGCUUAACCAAAUCGCUCAUCUCAAUCAUACAAACAGUAUAAACAAGCCUUUAAAUCUAGUUGAUAUCAAUAACCCUUUGAAUAAUCAAUUGAAUAAUGAGUUUGAUUUGGAUAAUUUUUCAAUGUACAUAAAUCAAAAUGAUUUGCUCUCUGAUACAAACAACAUUCAUAAUAUUCAAAAUAUGAAUAAUCAAAAUAUUCAAAAGAGAAAAUCAGAUCCAAAAUCUUCAAGUUCAAAAUAUUCUUCUUCAAAAAAUGCUAAUGAUACUAAUGUCGAUGAUGACAACUCCAGUUCUAGCGAUUUCGAGGUUUUGGCUGUCAUUAGACCCCCAAUCACAGAAAGAACACGAAAAUCGGCUCCAAACUUGGUUUAUCAACAUUUGCCCUUUUCUUAUCAAGAAACUUCGGACACACAUAAUAAAUUUACAUCUUCUAACUCAUCCAAAAAAAGAUCCCAUUCUUCCACGUUUCAGAAUUCUUCAACAAAAAAUAAAAAAAUAUCUCUUCAAUCAUUACCCCAAUCUCGUUCAAAUUCCCCUCUUACAAUCACUAAUACAAAUAACAAGCCCAUUAAAACAAACUCUCAAGUCUUUAAUUCAUUGUUUAAUCAAGCUGAUAAAUUGGUCUCCGAUGAUAAGUUUUUUGAUGAAACUUUGUCAACUUUACCCGAAAGUUUGAGAGCUUUAGGUAAAAAUGCAGAUGAUUUUUUAAGAGUUUUAAUUAAUAUAAAUUUUAAAAAAUAUUACCAAAAUCCAACAAAGUCUUUAAAUGAUCCCAUUCGAUUAAUAGAAAGGUUUGCCUCCAUUUUACUAUGCUUUGAUAAAUCCACUUGGGGAAAUUCCCCUGAUUAUCGUUUUAUUUCUCUCAAUAGAAUCAGGUAUUUACUAGCAAACGAUAAUCUGAUAUGGAAAAAAAAAUAUUUGAAAAAAUUAAAACUAUUUAGCAGAAUCUCAAACUGGCUAAGAUACGAUUUGAAAAAUAAAAACUUUGAAAAUAUCUCAACUACGCUAGGGUUUUUAAAUCAUAUUCAAUUUAAUUCUUCAUACCUAGAUAAUUACAAAAUCACUCCUGUUUUAAAUAAAUUAUCUGCUCUACCUUUAAAUUCAAUCAAUAAUAUUUCCCAUGCCGUCACUUGCAAAAAUCUCUCUAAUGAAAUUAUGAAAAAUGCUAGGAAAUUAGAUGCUUUUAACUCUGAUAACAACAAUAAUAACAACAAUAACAACAUGUCCAGAAAAGUGCAGUCUGCUUUUCCUACUUCUGCUUCCACAUCUGCUUCUGCUUCAAGUAAAUUAGCUUCUUCAGUAUUUAAUAACAAUAGACUCGUUUCUCCAUCUAUUUCUUCCACUUUGAAAAGCCGCAACAGUGAUUCAACUAAGAAACCUACGUCUUUUCCAAAGUCUUUAUCAGCAGCAGCAUCUUCCUCCUCUUCCUCGGUGUCCCUCACCAGUGGUUCUGUUCGUUCGAAGCCCUGGACCAUCUCGUCCUAUUUGGCUGAAAGCAAGAAAACAGAGCCGGUGUCACCUGACGCGCCCUCACAAAACACAGACCCGAAAACCAUCCACGAAGUCGCUCUACCACCAAAGGUCGACAAGUAUGGAAACAAGAGUAUUUUGAGAAGAGAGUCUGAUUCCUCGCUUGUUAAAAGGAAGAGAAGAAAAAUCGCUGGAGGGGUCAAGUGGAAGGACAAUGAUUUGAUAACUGUAAGGGAGUAUGAAAUGGAUCCCAAUGAAAAGGUGUUUCAUCCCAAGGAUUACAACUCUCAAAAGGCGUAUUUGGAAAAUCAGGAAGCAUUUGCUUUGAAAUCAAAGUACAAGUUUGAAGAUGAAGAUGAGGACGAUCAAAAAUCAAAGGGCGACCUUCUGGUUUAUAAAAAUAGAAUAGAUGAACAUAAAAAACCUCUUUCAAACGCAAAUAACAAAUUUAGUUUCAAACCAUUUUCUCCUCUACAUAAUGUUCCUGAAGUUAAAUGCAUUAAAGAAAUACAAUUAAGAAAAACUUGGAGUCGGCCAAUACGAACUGAUAACGAUGAAAAAUUUCAGACCAAGAUCAUGAAUUUUGAUAAAAAAUUUUUUGAGAAUAAAAUAUCUCCUUGCGAGCCAAUUGACGCUAACCAAUCUGAAAAUAAACAUCAGAUGCCUAAAAAAAUGGUUCCUUUUGGUAAGGUUGACAAGAUUGCUUCAUUUCGCUCUACUGUUGGAUUAUCACUUUAUUAA
Ascoidea rubescens DSM 1968 is the source of this 2796-nucleotide messenger RNA. RefSeq lists its product as uncharacterized. The coding region runs from base 1 to 2796 and encodes 931 amino acids. The transcript has a single exon. NCBI's taxonomy places the organism in Eukaryota, Fungi, Ascomycota, Saccharomycetes, Ascoideales, Ascoideaceae. The record is from RefSeq and is a predicted model, not a curated record.